Molecule: messenger RNA, 1966 nt
Organism: Durio zibethinus
Lineage: Eukaryota; Viridiplantae; Streptophyta; Magnoliopsida; Malvales; Malvaceae
Source: RefSeq, a predicted model, not a curated record
GAAUUGCCCUCCAUAAAAACUCGUAUUUUCAAAACCGUGGCUUUCCUUCAAUCGCCCGACCCCGGAAGAACAAUGGUUACCGGGAAACGGGUGCGGAGCUCCGCUUUGCUUCUAUGUCUAAUCUUCGUCGCCUUUUCAACGUUUUCUCCCCUUUCCUUUGCCAACGAACUUUCUUUGGUUGUUGGGGAGUUUAAUAAGACACUGCUGUUAACUCCUGCCUUGCAAGUGGAGGAGUCCCCUGGUUUAAAGCCAGGAACUAGAGCUAUUUGUGAAAGAGUUCACAUUGAUGGUUUGUCUAGGUUUAGGAAUCUCAAGAAGUUUGCUCAUUCAGUAAAGGUGAAGGUUUCACAAGGGAAUUCCACCCUACGCAGGCUGAAUGUUGAAGUUUGCUUCCAUAGGAAUGCUUCACUUGGGAUUGGGAUGUGCCCUCAAGGCAAGUGGGAGAAGCUUUCGAAGGGUUUAUGGGUUAAAUCCAUGUCUACUUUUGAUCACAAGCUCUUGGAUAUACGGAUAACCAGUUCAUCUACACAGACCCUUGAGGUGUCCAUUGAAGAGGAAUUUUUCCUAUAUCACAUAAUAUUUUUAAUAUCAGGCAUUGUGUUGUUGAGCUUGGCUCCUGCUCUAAGCCAGUCCUUAGUAUUUUACUAUGGUAGUGCCAUGGCAGUUGGUGUCAUCCUUGUGGUGUUGAUAGUCCUGUUUCAGGGAAUGAAGCUUCUUCCAACUGGUCGGAAGAGCUCACUUGCAAUUUUUAUAUAUUCAUCUAUGGUUGGGUUGGGAUCUUUUCUUCUCCACUAUUUGCCAAGAUUGUUGCAUUCAAUACUUUCAGAGAUGGGAAUCAGUGAAGACAUGUAUAAUCCUUUGGCUAUAUUUCUUCUGGGUUUUGUUGUUCUUGCUGGAGCUUGGUUGGGAUUCUGGGUUGUCCGCAAACUUGUCCUGACAGAAGAUGGAUCAAUUGACGUAAGCACAUCUCACUUUGUUGCUUGGUCCAUCAGGUUGUUUGCUGGUAUUAUGAUCCUUCAGAGUUCUGAGGAUCUCCUCCUUGCAGGAGAGGCAUUAUUAUCUGGAAUGAUGCUCUCAUCAGUUUUGCGUAAAGUCACUAGAUUUAGAUUUCUGCGCCGGGUUUACAAGAAGUUGUUCAAAUUAGUCAAAGUCAUUGGAAGAAAUACUCAAAUUCUUGAUUUAUCACCAGAUAAAUAUUCUCAUGAUGAACAUAUCUACAAGAGGCCUGAAGACUAUAAUUUUCUUAAGCAACGGUCUAAACACUUUCCCCUGGCUUCUUGCAAUACUCCUGUGCAAGGUAUUACCGGCAUGUCUUCUAGUCAGCUGUCACAUAUGGACUCUUAUCCUUCCACCUUUCACAACACUCCAGAGAGGAGAAAAUUUUCUGAAGGUAAGUGGGAGAAGUUCACUAGAGACUCCACAAAAAGGGCUGUUGAAGAGCUUGUUUCUUCACCUGAUUUCAGAAAAUGGGCUGCAGCUAAUGCUGAGAGGAUCACUGUAACACCCAGAAAUAGUUCUGCGGGUGCUUCUGUCCGUCGUCAUCGAUGGUUCCUUUGGUCUUAAGUAGCUAAUUAUCAAUUGUAGAUUCCAGGCAUUGCAAUUGAAAGAUGCUGGCAAACUCAAAACUAACAUCCGGCGUUCUAAGGGCAUUCCAAGGUUCGAUUAGCCCGAGUACUGGAAUGAAUGAGAAUGCUGCCAAUGUUGUGCACUUGUACUAUAUAAAGUAGAAUUCAUGUAAAAAGUCUUCUGUCAGAUCUAGGGACUAACAAGUUCUUUAUUAUCCUUCAACUCAGGGAAGGUCUCUCUCUCUCUCUCAUGUCAUGUGAUGAAACUCAAUACAAGGGUGAUGACACUAGCUAGGGAGCCUUAUUGUUAAAUCUAUUUUAUACGAAAGAAUAGCAGCGUUUUUCGCCAAAAGAGAAAAAGGAAAAGGCUCUUUGGUGACUUUCCAAAGAACGUCAUUACG